This is a messenger RNA of Perca fluviatilis (European perch), 4412 nucleotides long. Its product is annotated as heterogeneous nuclear ribonucleoprotein A0-like. Lineage: Eukaryota; Metazoa; Chordata; Actinopteri; Perciformes; Percidae. Gene Ontology annotation, molecular function: RNA binding. Bases 65 to 973 code for a protein of 302 amino acids. The transcript has a single exon. The record is from RefSeq and is a predicted model, not a curated record.
CCCACCAACCACCAUUUUGAGAUUAUCGCACAUUGAGUAAGAAGCAGCCUGUCGUUAUUCGAAAAUGUCUGACCAGCUUUGCAAACUUUUUGUCGGGGGCCUAAACGUGGACACCGACGACGAUGGCCUGCGCAAGCAUUUUGAGCAGUACGGAUCGCUUACCGACUGCGUUGUUGUCGUGAACAAGCAGCUACAGCGAUCCCGCUGUUUCGGCUUUGUAACCUACUCCUCGCCUGAGGAGGCCGAUGCAGCAAUGGCGGCUAGGCCUCACACCGUCGACGGCAACUCAGUCGAGGUGAAGCGUGCCGUGGCGAGAGAAGACGCCAACAAGCCAGAGGCCCUAGCAAAGGUGAAGAAAAUCUUCGUUGGCGGUCUGAAAGACGAUAUCGAAGAGGAACAUCUGAGCGACUACUUCUCUCAGUACGGCCAAAUCGAGAAGGCCGAAGUCAUCUCGGAGAAGGAGACCGGAAAGAAGAGGGGCUUCGGCUUUGUUUACUUCACCGAUCACGACGCAGCCGACAAAGCAGUUGUAGUGAAGUUUCAUACCGUCAAUGGACACAAAGUUGAGGUGAAGAAAGCCCUGACCAAGCAGGAGAUGCAGGCGGCCAACAGAACCGGCAUGGCGCCGAGAGGCAGAGGUAGAGGAGGCAUGCGGGGAAAUCAAAAUGGCUACGGCAGCAGGGAGUACGGCGGAAACUACAACUACGGAAAUGGCGGAGGCUACAACGGUGGCGGCGGCGGUGGCGGCUACGGAGGGUACGGCGGACCUUAUGGGGGUGGUUACGGAGAGCAGACAAGUGGCUACGGCGGUGGAAACGGCUACAACGAGUUUGGCAGCGGGUAUGGCCAGCAUUCUUCUGGUUACGGCCCCAUGAAAGUGCCACCCUUCGGCGGUCAAAGGAGCGCUGCUCCCUACACCAGAGGCGGCGGCGGUGGGGGCUACCCCAGGGGGGGCUACGGCGGCGGCUACUAAAUGAGUCUGCACAAAUGAACCACCCCCACCCCUGCCAUAAAUUACCUCCAGCCAGGAUUUGGACGCCAAAAUCAAAUUCAGUAACGGGGCGUCUGCCGUGAAAUCCAACAAUGGCAGAGAUACGGACACAGAGACCCCCUAACCUUCAGACCUCAAACCCCAAACAGGUAGGAAGGUCACUUCCCAACAAACCUGAUAAUAACGAGCAGCUGUUGCCGUUCAACUAGGACACGUUAAAAAUGAAGAAUAAAACAUACAGUGAUCCCUUUUUUUAUGUACCCACGCCAACGCGUGUAGUUGUGGUUUAGAGUUGAAUAUUUUUUAUUUGCGUUCACUCGUUGUUUUGCAAAUUUCGAUGUAGGAUUGUUUUGCUGAUUAUCCUAAUAUUUUGCAUUUUAAGCAAUUAGAUUUUGUUUCCUGGAGUAAACUUCGUGUGAUUUCAAUGUAUGAGGAUGAGAAAGCAUGUUUUGUGGUUUCAUAGCUUGUCAUAUAACAUCAACUUGUAUGAUUAUCUACUUGAGUCAUUCAGCAAAGGCGGGAACGUGAUACUGCAGGAUCCAGUUUCCUUGUUUCCUCCCCCAUACUGUACCCAAACUCUCCUUACGCAUAGUAAUAGUUUCAGUCUAAAUAUUGUUCAUUUUUCAUUCCCUGUAGCAAUAUCUAAUGUAUAUUGUAUACUUUCAUGUCUGGAGAACAAAACCUACUGUUAAACACUUUGGUAUGCUUAUGUAUGUUCAUUUUAAAUAAAACGUUAUACCACUUAGCUUAGUUUAUUUUACUUAUUUAACCAGGCUUCCUCAAGUUUAUCCACAGGUUUUAUAAGUGACAUCAUCUUUAGUUACAUGGCAUCUUUCCCACAGUUUAUUCCCUUACACUCAGGUGGGUGAAAUGGUUACAGAAUGGUUACCCACAGCCAAUGCAUGUAGGCUUUGUAGGGUUUGACCUUGUUUUUAAAAUUAUGUGGUUUUUAGACAUUGCUAAUAUGACUUUUAAAUAUUUUUUUUCUUUUUUGACAUUUGAAUACAUAUCAACUUGUGGGCAUGAGGGCUCUGAUAUUUAUCUGAUUAUUCCUACUUCCUAUUAGGUGUUCUUACUCGUAUUCCAGUAUGCUAUCCCAGCCAUAAUAGCCGUAGCAGUUUGUUUAUAGGAUACAUCAGGACCCUGUUGAUUACCUGGGGUCGAUUGUGAUAGGAGUCUGAAAUAUCUCUUUAGGAUAUCCACAUCCAGCAAACUAGGUAUGUAAAUCAACCUGUCUUCACUCUGUGUUGGUCAACCAUGUAUGGAAUAUAUUUGAGAUGGUGCACAAGUGUGCCUUUUAGUUUAAUUUUAAACUGACACUUUAAUCAUAGCUCAAUGCGUCUUAUAUAGCUAAUAUUAAAUACAAACAAAAUGGGGAGGGGUUACUUAAUUUGGUCUUUAAUGAACUUAAAGUGGGUGGAAGGGGACCCAAAUUUUGUUCCACCAUUAAAUGAAAUAAUGGAACGAGUAAAUUGGUGUCUCUUCCAGAAAACCUUGCUUGGUCUAGUUUCUCACUCUGCUUCUCUCCCCAUCUCCUCCAGGUUGCUACGGUAACCUGGGCACGAGGACAUCACCCUGAAAACGAUGGGGUGUGUUUCUCCACGACUGGGGGACCGGAGAGUGGUUGUGCCUUCUCCCCCUCAGGUGAAGUCAGUUUUCACAAGGAUUCCCCAGUGUGGUCUAAAUGCAUUUUGAAGAGUCUAACAUGAGUUUUAUUCUAAAGGUUUUAUUGAAGAUGUGGGUUGUAAAGUUUAGGGUAAUUUUGAUUACACAGUGUCCCAGUGCAAUUGUAAAUGUUCUCUUCCCAAUGACCAGCACUGACUAUUAAUAAUGGAUCUGCAAAGUGCUAUAUUGGAGUGAUUGUGUCCUUGAUUAAAGACUUUUACAGGCAAGUAUUAUUAAACUAAGUCAUAAAAACAAUUUUAUUUGUAAGUGUUCUAUUAAUCUUUUAAUCCCCUUUUGACCUCAGAUUUAUUAAGACCUCUUAAUCUGAUGCUGAUGAUGACCUGGGAGAAUUUGCACUUUGGGCACUGUGGGAUUCAAAAUAAAAUGUUUGAUUACAAUGUUGGUCUUGUUUGGGUAUUUUAAAAGUCUACAAGUUUUAGUUAAAAUUUUAAACAGGUUGUGAGUGUGAGCUUGGCACUAUUGUAGUUUUCCAAAUACCUGAACUUUUUCUUUCUGUGGAAUGUGGCCCCACAGAAACAAUAUAACCGAGCUUUGAGGUUUAACAUGCUUGUGUUGAUGAACAUUUGUCUGCAGAUGUUUCAAGACCAAGAUCAAUGGUGGAAAGUCACAUGCUUACACAACCCCACGUGUCGUACAGUAACUUAAUCAGGAAGUAGUCCUUGAUGUGCAAGAUAUUGCAUGUAAACCUCACAAGACCACACCUUCAGGUUGAAAUGUUAUUUAACAUUGAGUGUGAUAUGUACUGCUUAUACUCUACCAUUAAAUAGGAGGGGGGGGGGAGAUUCAAACUAUACUAGACAUACUUUUAUUUUUUUAAUUUUAUUGGCUGACAGGAUCCAUGCAGAUUUCAGUUCACCUUUGCAGCUUGAUGCAGUGCCUGUAAACUAACUAGAAAUGGACUAAAGGCUUUAAACUUUUAUGGAGUUUACUUUAUUACAAUGCACUUCUGCACCUGAAGAAAACACGAGGUGUUGCUGAAUAUAUGUAAGUUGCUAGGUGAACAAGGUUUAUCAUACUGGUCAGAAGUUGGGCAAUAUUGCAUCUUUUGCAAUAGUCCUUUAAUCCACAAACUUAUAAUUGCAUUCAAUAGGCUCUGGGGGUGUACAUGCCAACCUUGGCCUUUAUUGUAUUACAGAAUUUAUUGUAUAUGUUGUGAAAUUUUCAGGAGAGGUGCAGCAUUUUUUUUUCUUUUAAUUUCAGUAGACCAUUGUAUGCUUGAAGUAAUAUGGUCUAAAGUCUUUAAGUCUGCUGACCAUGCAUUGUUGGUUGCAUGAUGAACAAACAAUACAUCUGACAGAUUAACCUUGACUUGCUUCCUGGAUUUAGCAUUGGGGCCUUGAUUGUAAGAACAACCACUGCAAUUAGAGAAAAUUUGAAUGUUUACUUCAUGUCUUUGCUGGAAGGAUAUGAAGAAACAAGCCAACCCUCAACACAUACCAAAAGUACCCCUUUGUUUUAUGAAAUUGGAGGAAGGGCAUUUUUAAAUCCUGUCUGAUGUACUGUGACAACUCAGGAGCACCAGUAGCACCUAACUUGCUAUGUCAUGUGUGACAAACAUACGGUUUAAGUGAUGCUGUUGUGGGGAGUGGAGUGAAAAUUUUACUUUUGUUCUCUUACCUUUUUAUAGGAUACUGGUGCUUGACGAUUUCUGAUCAUCCCAUAGGAAAAGAGAGCCUCUGUUAUGUUGGCCGUGCUUUUAUAAAUCUACAAUAAAUUAUAUAUUUUUAUACACUGA